This is a messenger RNA of Aspergillus affinis, 1773 nucleotides long. RefSeq lists its product as uncharacterized. Gene Ontology annotation, cellular component: nucleus. The transcript has 5 exons. NCBI's taxonomy places the organism in Eukaryota, Fungi, Ascomycota, Eurotiomycetes, Eurotiales, Aspergillaceae. Bases 1 to 1773 code for a protein of 590 amino acids. Gene Ontology annotation, molecular function: DNA-binding transcription factor activity; transcription cis-regulatory region binding. The record is from RefSeq and is a predicted model, not a curated record. Gene Ontology annotation, biological process: positive regulation of transcription by RNA polymerase II.
AUGAGUCGAAAAACAGAUGCGGCCCGCCCAGACAAGGCUCAACGGGCUCUCGGUGCCGCCAUCGACGCCCUAGGAUAUCUUGCCAGACCCGCAUCUGGGUCGCAAACAUUAGACUUCACAUACGUCGACCGGCUACUGUCCGCGGUGGUCGAGCCACCGUCUCAGGGCAAGCAGAAGAAUGGACGCCGGGGCAUUGCGGUGAUUCGACACUGGAUGGUGGAAGAUGGGCCCGGGGUUGCACUACUGGAAAUCCUGGGCCAACUGCUCUGGCGGGUGGUGGAUAUGAACAGUGAACAGUUGGAGUGUUUGCGGGCCGAGCUCCACAACCAGCCUCGGUACCACGCUCUUAUCUACGACCCUUCCUCGACUCAAUUGGUGCUGCAGCGCCUGGAGCGGGUCCGUCUACACAAGGAGAAGGCCUGCAUGGACCUGCGCGCCAGUCUCGUUGGGUUUUCACUCGAAACUCCUCAAUCUGAUGCUUCAUCCGCUGCAUCCGAAAUCGAACGUCCAUACUCUGCGGGUUGUGGUUCGGUGAUCUCCGACACGGCGAGCACUUCAUCAGAACCGCUGUCGUGGGAUCCUCUGCUCUCGUACAAUGGGUUGAUUAAACUGAGACCAGCAACAAUAAACUACCGCGGAUUAUGGAGCAACGAAAUGGAACGAGAUCUAUUAGACUUUUAUAUUAAUAUGUUUGCGCCGGGUCAAACGUUAUUCGCCGAAGAGAACGCGUACCUGGCCAUUCUUCCUAUCGCACUGCACUCCGAAAGUACACGAAAUGCGCUUUUCAGUGUCAGUGCUUCCUACAUGCGAGACUACGCACUAUCGGACGCAAUGAAAUACGGAUACAUGAACCACAACUACAUGGUGCUAGCGGCGCAGGCGCUGCAACGCGACCUGAGCGAGGGAAAUGCAACCAUCGAAAGCUGUUUGGCAGCGGGGAUGUUGUUGGUUCACCACGGAGUGAUCAACGAGAGUGAGACCGAUAUGUGCUGGUCAUGGCACGUGCAGAUGCUCGGGGGUUUUCAAGGAGCUGGAAGCGGAUUCGAUCCAACGUCAGAGACAGCUCUGUUCAUGACAUACCAGUUAACGCUGGCGUUGACUGCGCAAACAACCACCCAGAUUCAAAGCCGCCAUUUCAGCUCCUCGGACUGGUUGUUGCAGUGUUCACCGCGCGAGUCGCAGCGAGUCUGCGGUCUUCUGGGAAUGUCGCGCCGGAUGCUCAGCAUGAUCUCUCGGAUCACAACGCUCGCCACUCUACCGAUGCCGGAGGAGGAGCGAAUCACAGCGGCAGAGGCUCUCGAUGAUGAGAUUGUCAUGAUGAACCAGUGGUGUUACCAGACGCCAGGGGAGUCACUCGAAGUGGCUCUGCAAACAGCACAGGCGUAUCAGUUAGCUGCACGCCUAUACCUUCUAUGUCGUGUUCUUGGUGCGACGCCAUUGCACUCUCAAGUCAUUAGUAUCCAAGCCAAACUUUUCGAUAUAAUUAUGCGCCUUCCAAUCGAAGGGCCGUUAUACACAGCAGCAUAUCCCCUCUGGUGUUGUUUCGUCGCUGCGUUGACGUCUGGAUAUCGGGAUAAGACGGAAAAGCUAUACGAAAGGUUGAAUAACAUUCGAAAACGUAAUAAAGGGAAUAUUUGCCCCGUUUUGUCAUGCCUUUCCACUCUGUUCGGGUGGAUUAACAACCACCCUUUUGACGGUGUAAUACAACAAGGAUGGUGGGAUGCCAUGCUCGAGGCUCAACCACCACGAAUGCGAUUAUUGAGUUUGGGAUAG